UGCUAUGAUGCCUGGGCAGAUCCCAGACCCUUCUGUGACCGCGGGCUCUCUGCCAGGGCUGGGCCCCCUGAGUGGACUCCCCAGCUCGGCUCUGACCGCGGAGGAGCUGAAAUACGCCGACAUCCGUAACAUCGGGGCCAUGAUCGCCCCCUUGCACUUCCUGGAGGUGAAACUGGGCAAGAGACCCCAACCCGUGAAAAGUGAGCUAGAUGAGGAAGAGGAGCGGAGGAAAAGGCGCCGGGAGAAGAACAAAGUCGCAGCGGCCCGAUGCCGGAACAAGAAGAAGGAGCGCACGGAGUUUCUGCAGCGGGAGUCUGAGCGCCUGGAACUCAUGAACGCGGAGCUGAAGACCCAGAUCGAGGAGCUGAAGCAGGAGCGGCAGCAGCUCAUCCUGAUGCUGAACCGGCACCGCCCCACCUGCAUCGUUCGGACCGACAGCGUCAAGACCCCUGAGUCCGAAGGCAACCCGCUGCUGGAGCAGCUCGAGAAGAAGUGACCAUGGCUGGGAGGAGGAAGAGGGGGAGGAGGAGAAAGAGAGACGAAGAGGGGAGAGGAGGGGGUCCCAGAGGACCCUUCCCUGGUGUAUGACAAACUAUUCAAUGAGGCUCAGCACAGCCAGCACUGGCCAGGCUUUUUUGUGAAACUCAGAUCAGCCACACAGGGGAAGAGGGGGCUGAAGAAACCCAGAGGGACCAAGCGCUGAGACCAAAGUUGACCCAAGGGUAGGGCUGUCCUGCCUGGGGCCCAGCUUGAAAGAGGCAGGACAGAGGCAUCUGGGCCACAGAGAUGCCCACCCAGGCAGCCUCGACACUGCUCCAGACUCUCUGCCAGGACACCCACCUGAGGGACCUCCGAGCAGCCAGGAAAAGCCAUGAGUUGCGACCAAAAGGCAACUGAGGAUAGAACUCAGAGUGAAACUGCAAUCUGUCUGUCCCCAGCCCUGCCCCUGGCCCCAAUGCAAAGCCAGAGAGGGGCAUACUGGGCCCUCACACUCCUGGCCACUGGGUGCAGUGUAGCCCUGCCCAGGAGGUGGCAGCCGGGCGCACCCUCGCUGGCCCUGCUGGAGUUUGCUGUGGGCACUGAGGCGCGGGCGCCCUUCCAAAGCACACACUCACUGAAUGUUUACAGACUGGCUGUCCUGGCAGGGCUUUCAACUGCACAUGUUUUUUAUACUUUCUUUUUCUUUUUUUUUUUUUUUUAAUAUUU
This is a messenger RNA of Galeopterus variegatus (Sunda flying lemur), 1206 nucleotides long. RefSeq names its product Jun dimerization protein 2 (gene JDP2). The transcript has 3 exons. Gene Ontology annotation, cellular component: nucleus. NCBI's taxonomy places the organism in Eukaryota, Metazoa, Chordata, Mammalia, Dermoptera, Cynocephalidae. Bases 5 to 496 code for a protein of 163 amino acids. The record is from RefSeq and is a predicted model, not a curated record. Gene Ontology annotation, molecular function: RNA polymerase II cis-regulatory region sequence-specific DNA binding; DNA-binding transcription factor activity, RNA polymerase II-specific. Gene Ontology annotation, biological process: regulation of transcription by RNA polymerase II.